AAGCUCGCCUUCGCUUGAUAAGCGCCCUUGGCAUCCUAUAAGGAGACGCCGCACGCCGUAGAGGAAUGUUGUUAUGAGAACGCCCUGUGACUCGCAGGAGGUGCUGAGAGUGGGUUGUGAGAAAUGUGGUUCGGGGGUCAAGUAGUGGGCUCAGCCACGGCGGCAGGUGCCGCUGCUCUCCUGCUGCUGGUACUGUCGCUGGUGGUGAGGCAGCUGCUGAAGCAGAGGCGGCCGGUCGGUUUCCCGCCUGGCCCGCGGGGGCUGCCCCUCAUCGGCAAUAUUCACUCCUUGGCCUCCGAGCAGCCUCACAUCUACAUGAAGAGGCAGAGUCAGCUCUACGGGCAGGUAUUUAGUCUUGAUCUUGGAGGAAUAUCAACUAUUGUACUGAAUGGCUAUGAUGCAAUAAAAGAAUGCCUUGUUCAGCAAAGUGAGGUUUUUGCAGACAGGCCACCUCUUCCUUUGUUCAAGAAGCUGACAAAAAUGGGAGGUUUAUUGAACUCCAGAUAUGGCAGAUGUUGGAUAGAACAUCGCAAAUUGGCUGUAACAAGCUUUCGGAUUUUUGGAUAUGGUCAAAAGUCCUUUGAAAGCAAAAUAUCAGAAGAAUCAGGAAUUUUCCUUGAGGCCAUUGAUACUUACAAAGGAAGGCCUUUUGAUAUCAAAUACUUGAUAACAAAUGCAGUUUCAAAUAUUACUAACUUGAUUAUUUUUGGAGAACGAUUUACAUAUGAAGACACUGAAUUUCAGCAUAUGAUUGAAAUAUUUAGUGAAAACAUUGAAUUGGCGGCUAGUGCUGCUGCAUUUUUGUAUAAUGCAUUUCCAUGGAUUGGUGUCUUGCCUUUUGGAAAACAUCAGCAACUCUUUAAAAAUGCAUCUGAAGUCUAUACUUUUCUUCUCCACCUUAUUCAGCGUUUCUCACAGAAUAGGAAACCUCAGUCACCAAGACAUUUCAUAGAUGCAUAUUUAGAUGAGGUGGAUAGAAAUAAAAAUGACCCAGAGUCUACGUUAACAAUGGAAAACUUAAUUUUCUCUGUUGGAGAACUUAUAAUUGCUGGAACAGAAACUACAACUAAUGUUCUAAGAUGGGGAGUGUUGUUCAUGGCUCUUUAUCCUAAUAUUCAAGGGCAAGUUCAUAAAGAAAUUGAUUUAGUCAUUGGGCCAAACAAAACACCUUGCCUAGAAGAAAAGUGUAAAAUGCCAUACACGGAGGCAGUACUGCAUGAAAUUUUAAGAUUCUGUAAUGUAGCUCCACUAGGUAUUUUCCAUGCAACUUCUAAGGAUACAGUUGUACGUGGCUAUUCUAUACCUCAAGGCACUACAGUAAUAACAAAUCUCUACUCUGUACACUUUGAAGAAAAGUACUGGAAUAACCCAGAAAUGUUUUGUCCUGAGAGGUUUUUGGACAGCUCUGGACAGUUUAUCAAGAAGGAAGCGUUUGUUCCUUUUUCACUAGGACGAAGACACUGUUUAGGAGAACAAUUGGCCAGAAUGGAAAUGUUUUUAUUUUUUACUUCAUUACUUCAACAAUUUCAUCUGCAUUUUCCCAAUGCUUUGACUCCAAACCUUAAGCCAAAGUUAGGCAUGACACUGCAGCCUCAUCCAUAUCUUAUCUGUGCAGAGAAACGAUACUGAACCCACAUAUCUAGUGGCAACAGUUCAAAAUAUGAGGCUCUGGGGUCAGAGGCAUGGGAAUAUGAUAAGUAAUGCUUCUGUUUCAAGGUUUUUUUGACCCAUGACCAAAUUAUGCCCUGCACAAAGGAGAAAUAAUGCAUAUUAUAUACUGUCAGUGGAUUUCCAAGAUGGACAAGUACAGGGAAAGAGUUGGGCUUUGAGGGCAGGGGAUAAGAGAAUCAUUUAGAAGAUGCCCCACCGCAUUUUCAAGUGUGGUGAGUGGGAUCAAAGCAGCAGACGCAGCCUGGUAAAAACUUUUAUGUACUUUAAGCUCACCCUACUAAAAAAAAGCUUUCAACAGUCUUCCAGCACUGCUUGACCAGGAGGCAGCAAUAGCCAUUAUCUGUCUUAGCAUUGAUCAGAGUGGCUACUGCCCCCUCCCAAAGUCAAUUCAAAACUAUUACACCUGGAUAGACUGCUCUGCCAUUGGUGUAGAAGUAUACAUUGGAAAACAUCUUACUGCUUUGAGUAAAAAAGUAAAGGUGUCCCCGCACUUGUAGUGCGAGUCGUUUCCGACUCUUAGGGUGCCGUCUUGCGACAUUUACUAGGCAGACCGUAUAUAUGGGGUGGGAUUGCCAGUUCCUUCCCCAGCCUUUCUUUACCCCCCAGCGUAUGCUGGGUACUCAUUUUACCGACCACGGAUGGAUGGAAGGCUGAGUGGACCUCAACCCCUUUUACUGGAGAUUCGACUUCCUCCUUUCGUUGGAAUCGAACUCCGGCCAUGAGCAGAGCUUCGGCUGUGUUACCGCCGCUUACCACUCUGCACCACGGAGGAUCUUUGCGCCACGGAGGAUCUUAAUGCUUUGAGUAGGGCAGACAUAUUUGACAGCUGAUGUACACUCCAUUUGUGAUAUGUCUGAAACUAUCUUUGGUAAACCCCUGGACUCAGUAGCGAAGAUUUCUCCUGGGCCAAGCUAGUGGGUAUGAGGUAUUUAAGUAUAUAAAGAUAGGCCCAAGUGGCCUGUCUUCUUUGACAUUUAACACACUGCAUUUUUAAUAGCAAGCUGCCUUAUACUGAGUCAGACCAUUAAUCCAUCUAGUUCGGUAUUGUAUAUACUAACUGGUAGAAGCUCUCUGGGAUUUCAGUCAGGGUUCUUUUCCAGCCAUACCUGGAGAUGCCGAGGAUGAAACCUGGGACUUUCUACAUGCAAAGCAAAUGGUGUACCUAGGACACUAAUUUGUAGCAUAUUGAAAGCCUCUCUUUAGAUACUAGAAUCCCAAAUAGCCAGGUGACCGCCUAGUCACUUUAGCAUUAGGCUAGCAGUGGAAAAUUGCCACAUGCUCUUUCCAGUGGCAUUCCAGCUUCUAAUGAUGUACAAGAUGGGAUUACAACAAUGCAUUGGAUCUUACUGUAAGACACUUGUUCAGUAACAAAACGUUUAUGGUUUUAUUCUAUGAGGAGAGGGUGAGUCCUGCAGUACACUGUUAAGUGCCUUGUAAAGGAGGCGCCUUUUUAAUAAUUAGGAAGAUAUCUUAGUGCACUCUAAAUUGAUGUUUUCUUUGCAAUAAAAAUCACAUGGUGACUUUCCAUGUAAUAAAAAGGGUACCUUUAUUUUAUUUAAAGGAAGGGGCCACCCCUUAUAUGCUAAGGCAUUUCACAAUGAAAGGGCAUCCUAAAACCUUACAGUACAGGGCAGAUAAGUCCCCUAAACAGUACUAUCAGCAUAAUGCGUUGCGAUUAAAUCAUAUCCCACCCCUUAGAUUACUGCCAUGGUUUCUUCAUGUUUGCAAUCUACCAGCUGACUAGUACUUGCCCUUCAACUUGCACAUCAGGCAACACAAAUAUCAUUCAUAACAAAGAUAACUCAAUGAGACUGGGAUUUUUGGUGGCUCAAAGGGAAUUUGAGGCAGAUGCAUGUAUACAGGGCUUUAUUAAAAUGCAUCCUAUGCAAUGCACUCCAUACUGAUGGUCUCGUGAGACACUGGCAGAAGUCACAGGCAGCUUCUCCGAAGCCUCAUGGUGGUUAUAGUUCAGAACUGAUGUAUUGCAGAAGGUAAGCGUCUGAGCUAUAAGAUGGGAAGUUUCUGGUUCAAAUCUCUCGACAAUGAUUUCCCUUGGUGUAAAAAAUGUGUAUUAAGCCAUACACACUGGUUUGGUUAUAAAGCGUGGGGGUUAAUUACACUAAAAUAUGAAGGGCAGGGAACCAGAACCUUCCUUGCAGGCUCAUUUCUGGUAUCAAAGGCAGAAUAGAGGAAACGACAAAGCAACAGAACUUGAGGAGAUUCACAGUUUUCCACGUAUGCUCAUUUAAGUUAAAUCCAGCUUUACAACCAUACUGGUGAACAUUGAUUUAAUAAAUGUGUGUGCCUUGUUUGGCCCUAAAUGAUCCAACUCUCUACACACUCAACCUACGAGAAUGAAUAUGGGAAAAGCUUGUUCUCAACCCCAUCUGUAAUAUGGAAAAAAUAAUACUGAUAUACUUUAGUAGAGUGUUGCACAGUUUAUUAAGAUAAUAUACAUUAAGUGGUUUGAACACUCUUGUGCUAAGUUGUCAAUGUAUUCUUAAAUUUUAUUUUUCAUUAUAAUUCAUAAAUCUUUCACAGAAUGGCUUGGGACCUAUUUAUUUAAGGAUCACCUUUUCCUAUAUGCAUCUUUGUCCACUUUGAUCUGCAGACCUUGCAUUUUUACAAAUGCCACAUAAUGCCCAUUGUGCUUUAGAACACCCUGCCUGUUGACAUUUGGUAGGUGUAUUGCUUUAGACAUCUACUGAAAACUUGUUAGUUUCUGCAAGCCAAACCAGCCAUAUAAUAUAGUUGCCUUUAUUUUAAAAACUUUAAUGAUUUUUAGCUGUGUUUUAAUUAUGGUUUUAUGAAUUUUUACUUUUUGGUAUGGAUUUUAGCUGUGUCUAUAAUUUUAUUUGUACAUUGCUUAGAAAGCUCUUCGAUGAAGUAGCUUAUCAAUCUUCUAAAUAAAUAUUUAUUUGUAGUCAUUAGUUAGGGACCUCAGAAGCUGCAGUUUACCAAGGCCAUCUAAGUUUAGUCUUGCCCACAUGAGGGGUAGCCAGCCUCCUUGGGUCCAUGGCAGAUUUGCAAACUCGAGAACUGUUGUAGGUGCCACACCCCACAACCAAGCACACACUGCAACCUGUUUGCUACAAUGGAAUGCUUCUUUCAAACCUAAUUUCAGGGGGACCAUUGCAGGUUCAUAUGUGCUCUGAGGCACCACAUUGGUGACAACUAGUCUACACCAGGCUUCACCAGUCUGGUUCCCUCCCAACUGUGUUGAACUCCCAUCAGUCUUAGCCAGCACAAUUGUGCUGGUGGAGCUGGAGGCCAUCAAGUUAGAGUAGUCUGUUCUACAUUGACUUUGAAACCCUUUCCCACCCACACUUGGAGAGGCCAGGGAGUGAAGCAGAGAAUAUUUGUAUACAAAGCAUCUCCUCUGCCCCUCAGGUAUAGAUCCUCCUCAACCAAGUUGCUGUGCUGUUUCUGUGGGUUUCAUUUAAUUGUACUUCUCUUGUGAAGAGCUUUCAGCCAGAAAGCCAGCUAAUAUAAGUAAAUGCUAGUGGUAAAUCUGUGAUAGGUGGAUAUGAUAUGUGAUAUGCAGAACAUGAUACACUUGACAAAAGUUUCCCUUCUAACAACUGGAUUAAGCAAUGAAGCUUUAGUUGAAUAGUUGGUAUGGUUAAUUGCUUAAUGAGGAGUAAUUGUAGUUUAGGGGGUAAGAGUGAACAGUACAAUUAAUUUUUGCUCCUUUUUAUGCCCCAAAGAGUUAUUGUAAUAAGCAAUGAAAAAGAAAAUACUAAAGAUAGCCUUGCUUUCUGUUGUGGGUCAUGGUAACGUUUUGCUUUGUCUGUUAAAUUUCAUUUAUUUCAAGCAGCUGGCUUGCACAGAUGCAGUUUCUAAAGAAUAUCACUUGCAAUCUGCACAGCAGGGAUCCAAGGAGAAGGAAAUAGAACAAGCUUUCACUGUUGAACAGAGAGCAUGCUCAUACUAUUUCAUUCUCUCAAACUGAGAAAGAAC
Messenger RNA from Rhineura floridana, 5631 nucleotides. Its product is annotated as vitamin D 25-hydroxylase. The transcript is spliced from 5 exons. Gene Ontology annotation, cellular component: intracellular membrane-bounded organelle; cytoplasm. Gene Ontology annotation, biological process: xenobiotic metabolic process. The record is from RefSeq and is a predicted model, not a curated record. Gene Ontology annotation, molecular function: oxidoreductase activity, acting on paired donors, with incorporation or reduction of molecular oxygen, reduced flavin or flavoprotein as one donor, and incorporation of one atom of oxygen; iron ion binding; heme binding. NCBI's taxonomy places the organism in Eukaryota, Metazoa, Chordata, Lepidosauria, Squamata, Rhineuridae. The coding region runs from base 124 to 1629 and encodes 501 amino acids.